This is a messenger RNA of Cataglyphis hispanica, 1286 nucleotides long. RefSeq lists its product as uncharacterized. Bases 355 to 1224 code for a protein of 289 amino acids. NCBI's taxonomy places the organism in Eukaryota, Metazoa, Arthropoda, Insecta, Hymenoptera, Formicidae. The record is from RefSeq and is a predicted model, not a curated record. The transcript is spliced from 4 exons.
UCGUAGAAAAAAAAAUGGUUAAGAACUUUUCGAUUUAUUUUGUCAUCGAGAAGUAUCGCAUAUACUUGUGUUAGUGGGCACAACUAAUUAACAUCUUGUAUAUAAACGCACGGAUAUACAAUAUUUUAGAUAGAUAAAUUCAUUUUUUCAAGAGGCAAAUUUCGAAGAAAAAGACUAUGAAUAUGAGCCAUAGAGCUCAAUGGUGUCGACAGUUCAUUGUCAGUAUCACUACUGGGAGUACAACUUUAAUCAACAAAGUUGCUACUCCGAAUAGUCAAGUUUGUAAAAUUAAUUCAAGAAGAAGAGAGAGAACAAGAUAGAAAGUCCUUGUCUGCUUAUUGAAUUAAGGCUUACAUGCAUUUUGUCAGUAUGGACAAUUUUCCUAUGCAAAACUAUGAGAAUAAGAUGGAAACAUUUGAGACGUACAAUGAAUCUGCAGCUACUGCUGCAAAUCGCCAACGUGAGAUCACUCAAACUCAGUCUGUGAAUAGUCAAACACCUACUCAACAGAUGCAAGUGCAAAGUCAAGAGAAUCGUGACACGCUGGUGCUGCAACAGCAGCAGCAGCAUCAAACGCAUCAAAUGACGCAGAUCCAGUCAAACGCUCAACAGAGCACAACACUAACUCCAGUCAGAUUACCUGCUAUAUUAGAUGGAGAGUAUUUUACAGUGACCAGAGUAGAGGAUACCAAUGUUACUGUGCGUUGUCAGCAAUGUCAAAAAUUGUUGAAUGGCAAUCUGAAGUCUACUGGCAAUUUCCUUAGUCAUAUAAAGCGAUUGCAUCCGUCCUUGAUCGAAAAAAUAAGAUGCAAAUCUAAUCAAAGGAAACCGGCAAUGGUAUACAUCGAUUCAAUGUCGCCUGAUAAGUGCUCCGAAAUAGUGCGAACAAGACGCGUAGUGUUACAAAAUAAAAAGCGUUGCAAAACGGAGGAAUGUGUAGCUGAAAACGAAGAAUCUUACGAGCAUCAAUCUGCGGAUUGGAGCGACACAUCGCUAGUUCGACGACGCUCCGAGGAAACAGAAUCCACGGAUUUGUCUCUAAGAAUACCACAUAACAAUUCGUUCGUAGUGGAAGACGAGUACGACGCGAUCGGUCGUAACGUCGCCGCCAAGCUUAGGAACAUGAGAGUAGAUCAAAGAAUAAUAGCUGAAAAAUUAUUGAACGAUAUUUUAUUCGAGGCUCAGCUUGGUAAUCUUCACAGAGAUUCGAGUAUUCAUGUGUGAGAAAGAAAGAUGUGUACACACACACACACAUAUAUAUAUAUAUAUACAUAUAUAUAUAUAAA